Messenger RNA from Spathaspora passalidarum NRRL Y-27907, 1925 nucleotides. Its product is annotated as sterol esterase. The transcript has a single exon. The record is from RefSeq and is a predicted model, not a curated record. Gene Ontology annotation, biological process: lipid metabolic process. Lineage: Eukaryota; Fungi; Ascomycota; Pichiomycetes; Serinales; Debaryomycetaceae. Bases 281 to 1858 code for a protein of 525 amino acids.
AUCCUAUUUGAAGGUAUUUGUCGAGUAUAUCGUUCAUCGAUCAAUACGACAUCACACAGAGAUAAAGACAACCGCCACGCUAGUACUUUCCGGUUUUGUGCAUUAUUAUUAAAACCGUGGAUUAAAAACAAUAAACAAUACCAAGAAACUAAAAUAAACAUUUACGCACAUGCAACAUUAAGCUUGUGAUACGUUGCAAUUAUCUUCCUCCCCCCUUUUAUAUAUAAACAAGAGAUAAAUAGACAUCUGAGAUCUCACUUUUGCACAUACUGAGAAAGAAAUGACAAAUCAGUUCACUCCCGAUGAGAAGCGGGCCUACCAUAACGCAUUCACAAAAUGGGUGUGUAUCGUGUUCAGUUGGUUCGGCUCGUUUAUGUUCGUGAGCGUGUUGACCAACGGUGCGGUAUUCUACCAUUGGUACCAUAAAAUAACGGGCAAGGAACGGUUUAACGAACCCAUAGAUAUCGACUCGGCCAAUGGGUACAAACCACGACCAGCUUAUGAAGAUACCAGUUCCAUGAAACCAACCACGGACUUGCGGUACUAUGUCCUUGCCAUGAAGUUGGACUUAGAAGAGUACAAGAUAACUACUCCUGACGGAUACAUCCUUACCUUGCACCGAUUAAUUGACCCACAAGAGAGUGUUGUUCAACGGAACGCCCGGAAACCGUUUCUCUUACAGCACGGAUUACUUUCCUGUUCAGGAUCAUACAUCACCAGCGGCCGUAACUCAUUAGCGUACUAUUUAGUGGAACAAGGGUACGAUGUCUGGUUGGGAAACAACCGAUCGUGGUUUGAAGCCGUGCACACGUUCUACGAGGGGAACUUGUACAAUAAUGAACAGUACUGGGAUUGGGGAAUGACCGACUUGGCAUAUUACGACUUACCCACCAUCAUUGAGAACGUGUUGUUGCAUAAACCGAACCAUGACAAGUUGGCAUUGGCAGGGCACCUGCAAGGUGGGUUGCAAUCGUUUAUCAUGUUUAGAAAUGAGGAGUUGCUGCAUGUCCAUGCCAAGAUUGAAUGUUUCUUUGCAUUAGCACCAGCUGUGUACCCCGGUGUACAAUUCCACAAGGGAUUUCUUAAGUUUAUUGGGAAUCGAAGUAAGUUUGGGUGGUUGAUGCUUUUUGGAACUUGUGCGUUCUUGAGGAAUUUAUGUUAUAUCAGGAUUAAAAUAGGAGAAACAUGGUUGUUUGGUAGAUUAUCUUAUUACAUGUUCAAAUACUUGUUUGGAUGGAAUGCCCGGAAUUGGGGCAAGGACAAGAAAGUAUGGCAUUUCUGCUUUCUUUUCAAUGUCACGUACGUCUCGGUCAAGUUAAUGCAAUAUUACUGUGCGAAAUUUUUCGACAAAGGAUUCGCAGCCACGUUACAACCCAAGAAAUCCUACGAAAAGGGGGAAAACCACGCUGUCAACUCACAGUACGAAAAAGACGACUCGAAAGCGUUCUUCCCUUUCAAACAGCCCUGGUUUGCUAAUAAUAGUGUCAAAGUGCCCAUGGUUAUCUUCACGGGUGAAAUUGACUUUUUGGUCGAUGGAAGAAGAUUGUUUACCCAUAUGCAGAAUUUUGAGCCCGAUUACGUGCCUGGUGAAAACAUCGACUAUGUUGAGGUUCCAAUGUAUAACCACCUCGAUGUCAUUUGGGCCGAGGAUUUGAUUGGACACAUUGGGUAUAGAAUUAUCGAGAGAUUGCAAGGUGCCAGUUUUAAACACGAAGAGAAAGAAGUCAAGAUGUACGAGUCUGUGUCUCCUGAAAGCGAAGUUGUUGAAAAGCAGGAGUUACUUGGGUUGGCCAAAGAGCGUCCUGACUUGAUCAGUGAUGAAAUGCCACUGGCCAUACCCGUAUCUGUUAGCGCAUAACACGCAAAUAAUACCCUUGUAUAUUAGUAAAUAACACAAAUAAUAUUUAAUAUAACCAAUAUCAUGC